Molecule: messenger RNA, 752 nt
Organism: Leguminivora glycinivorella
Lineage: Eukaryota; Metazoa; Arthropoda; Insecta; Lepidoptera; Tortricidae
Exons: 5
Coding region: 1-696 (231 amino acids)
Source: RefSeq, a predicted model, not a curated record
AUGAAAGUUGCUCGCAACUACUUCGUGGAAGACCCGACCUUCAACCAUUUGUACAAGAGGACGCAUACCAACAUGAUGUGCUAUGUUAUGGGCAUGGCCUUGGGCAUGUGGGUUUACAAGACGAUGAAGACAGACUUCGACAUCACUAAGUAUACGAAAUACCGACCAAUCUACUGGGCAACGAUCCCAAUCGGAGUGGUGUUGUGUGCGCUUGGCGGUAUCUUCUACAUCGAUGGCAUCCAGGUGCCAGUUCUGGCAUGCGUGGCGUACUCAUCUGGCAUCAAGAUCAUUUUGGCGUACUCACUCGUGCCUGCCGUGUACCGCAGUUUCCUGGAAUGGCAGGGCUGGGCAGUCUUCGGCCGAGUCUCUUACUGCGCCUACAUCGUCCAUGUGGCUGUAAUUCGGAUGACCACGGCCAACCAUGCCACGUUACUUCAUACAAACUUCUUGCAGAUCCUGCUGACUUACUUCGCGCACCUCGUGAUGUCCUUCGUGAUAGCUCUCCCAUGCUGGAUAAUGAUCGAAGCCCCCUUCAACCAGCUCGUCAAGCUCUGCUUCUACCCUGCCCCCAAAGAAGAUAACCUCAAAAUCACCUUCAAGAAUAUGGCUCAAGAAAUGGAUACGAAAGACGUGAAACCAGAAUUAGUUAGCAGUAAAGAGAAGGAAUUUAAUGGAACGGUGGUAUUAAGAUUAUAAUAUUUAUUAUUUUGUAAGUAGGUACCUAUUGAUUAAAUUAUUUAUUUUAAUUAGUA